UUGGGAUUAUUUAGGAAGGCUUGUAUCUUUCUGAUCUCCAAAAAUUGCUAGUUUGCUUCUAGUAACAGCGAAAGAAAUGGCAGAAUCUGCGGUGAAAGAGGCUGCAGCUAAUGAAGGCGAAGAAGAGAACGUGGAAGAGAAUAUUGAAAAUAAAGGUCCUCUGGAUACGGAUAUGGACAUGUUUGCUCUUGCAGAGUUAAAUCUUAUUCUGGUUCUUUCUUCGCUCUCGUUAUCCUCGGAAGAAUGUCCAAAUCUCAAGGGAAAAAGUGUCGAAAAUCGUAAGGAAAAACAUAAAGUAUCGACUUUACAAACAAGAAGACCAAGACCAGAAAUAAAUGAACUUCGAAGCGCAAAACGUCAAAUUUCAAGAGUCCAUACCAAUAUACGGGAUUGCAGGCACUGCAGGAGAAUGUGAUUUUGAGAAGACAUGUUGAUCUUUCAUCGAAGUAUGGUUACCAAUUGUGCCUCGGGUCGAGUCAAUAAUUGUUCAUGGCCUAUUUACACACGAUAGAAUUAAAUUUACUAAAUUUUUUGAAACAUGUCGUGUAUAUUCUAUGUACCAUAGUUCCUCAGAAUUGGAAACAAAUGAAACACAUAAAAUUAUCAUUAAUGCAUGAAUUCGUUCAUGAAUGAAAAGACGGUUCCUUCGACCACAACGUAGAAACAUAAACUUACAAUUUAUCUAGAACUCGGGAAUUAAGUUCAUUAAAA
Messenger RNA from Olea europaea var. sylvestris, 711 nucleotides. RefSeq lists its product as uncharacterized. The record is from RefSeq and is a predicted model, not a curated record. NCBI's taxonomy places the organism in Eukaryota, Viridiplantae, Streptophyta, Magnoliopsida, Lamiales, Oleaceae. Bases 77 to 415 code for a protein of 112 amino acids. The transcript has 2 exons.